ACAAAACAUCACACAAAUUACCUCCCAAAGUUCGCGCUCUGUUGAUUUCGCGCGUUCCAUAGUGCCCAUCUCCGAGGUGGUAACAAAAGAACGAUCCACAGGUGCAUGCGAUUCGAAUCAAGAAGGCAACGCGCUGAAUUACUGUUUGUUUUAUUAUCUUGACUGUUUGUUGCGUUUCUAUUAAAAGUGCGUCUUUUUUGUGGUGAAGUGAUUUAUGAACGGGCACUUAUGGGUGCUUAAAGUUUCUUUGCAAUGGUCUUUAAAGGGAAAGUACCUACAGGAGAAUUGUUCGCUCUAUGGAAAAGGAGAUGAGUAUUUUGGAAAUCAGUAAUUAAGUAUAAAAGAAAAGUUAUGACAUCUGAAAAAAGUAUUUCUGGAAAAAUUUCAGGUUACUUGGAGAAAAAAGGAAAAUUGAGAAUAGGGUCACCUUGGAGAAAAUACUGGUUCGUGUUGGAAGGGAGGUUGUUAUUGUAUUAUAGGUCCAAAGAUGAAUAUGAUACCAUACGACCUUGUAAAGGAUCAGUGAGUUUGUGCCCACCGUGUAAUGUUAAACUAACUCAUAAUAGUCACUGUACGUUUCAAAUUGAGUGCAGAUACAGCACAGUUACUCUGAGAGCAGAGAAUAGAAUCGAACAGGAGAAGUGGAUGCAAGCAAUAAUGCUUUCUACAUCUCAAACAAAAAUCACAUCAAACAGAAUGAAUCAUUUUAGAUAUUCUUUAGACGAUUUACCCGACCGGAUCAAACGCAAUAAGGAAAACAUUUGUACACUAGUCAGACAAAACACGUUACCGCGCCGUUUCAAAUCGCCAAAAAGAGAACGCAAAGAUAUUUUAGAUGAAAUCCAACCAACGCAGCAUUCUAGCAGAAGCACAGGAACAUUGAAUAAUAUUCCGUCGAAAGAGAAGUACACAAAAAGUCCUCGAUUACCAAAAAACAAAAACCUUUGCCGACUUCUGAAACAAAGCAACAGUCUUCACAACGUUGUUAAAGAAACAGGCGACAACAACGAAAAUUGUUCAUUGAAUAAGUCGCAGAGUUACGAAGAAAUAGCUGAAUCAAAUGGCAUAGAUAAAAAAGGUGUCGUUACAAAAAGGAAUAAACAUUGGAAAAGCGAUGGUCACUUGGUAGCUUCGCGAGGAUCCACUGGUUCCCUAUUACACGCCCCAAUAAAAGAAGAAAUAGAGACAAUAAGUAACCAAAAUAAUGGUAAAUUUUCUACAGAAAAUGAAGCACAACUAAGCAGGAAGAAUUCACUAAAAUAUGCUUACCAGGAAGAAGUACUCUACGAAAACAUAAGUGAAGUAUGGAUGCGUCAGAUGAAACUAAAAGAGGACGAGAGGAAGGAAUAUAACUCAUCUACUCAGAGUUCAUCGUGUGAUGGUAAAAUCAAGCACAAAGAUAACAGGAUAAAAACGUUUCUGAACCUCGUGAAGAUGCCGAAAGACAGCGAAGAUACGCCGAAAAAAAUUACCAGAAGUCAGAGUUUCGUCAGAAAAUUCUUAAGGCGAAAAUCAAAGUCUUUUGAAAGCGAUAAUAAUAACCAAGAAGCAACUGUUGUUGAUAAAGAAGAAGUCAGAAAAAGCGUCAGCGAUUCACAAAAGUUGGCACAAUUGCAAAAAAUUAUCGAAUCUCGACGACAUUCUUUAAGAAAAAGCAUCACUGAUACUGAAGCAACAAACGAAUUUAAUGGAAAGCAGCAAGAGAAAAAUUACUGCAAGGAAAUUACUACAGAAGAAGGUAAACCUUCACUGCCGCCUCGUCAAUACCAAAACCAGAGGCCUACAUCACCUUAUCACGACACGCCACGACCAAGCAACCCAAUCAUUUUAAUUGAGAAGAAACGGUCGCCAAUUCCGUCAGCAGUGCCAUUAGUCGAAAGUCCGGGAAAUUACAAAACAAUAGAAGAAAUACUUGUCGAACUCGAUGAACAGAAGCAUAUCGAAAACGAAGCAGGUGAAGCGCGUACGACGGACGAUGUCGAGGAUUCGUUAUUACAGGACGUGGAAUUACGAAAGAAAACACGUUCACCGGACGCAGACAGACAUUUCGCAUAUAAUGGCAGUGAGACAGGGGAGAUUGGCGACAGACGGGGACGUUACUCUAGCGAACUCGGUGCCCUUUUGGAAGAGUUAGCGAAAAUCACGAGCGCGCCUGUGUUAAAUGCGGGAACCACCUACAGCCUUGUAACACCGGCGACUGUUUCCGAAGAGUGGCUGGAAGUAAUUCCAAGUCGUCGAAGAAUGUCUGAUCCAGAUUACGACAUACCAAGACCCCACACAUCUCUCCAAUUCAAUAAUCGUGAUAAACUUGCGCCGGAAAAUCUCAUGCCAGCAACUCAAUUUUUUGGACCAGUUUUAUCUUCACCCCCAAAGUCCAGCAGUCCAACGUUACAGCGAGUAACAUCUUGGAACAGCAUAGAUCCCGAUUCACUCGAACCAACUCAUUGUAAUAACGGUACAUCCAGGGAUGGCCAAGACGCAACAUCAAAACAAAAAGAAGAAUGGUUACACAACGUUUCGUAUACAUCACACGACUACAAUCAACGAUAUCGUCAUGUCAACGAAGAAUUUAACGACACAAACGUAUUAUCCUACAAUUAUAACAUGCACAAGGAGUCGUUGAUUUACUCCGACAUCAACAAAUCUGAUAUUAACAUGAAUCAGGAGAAGCAAGAAGUAAUUUACAAUUUUAAACGAGAAUUAAAACGCGUAACUAAUGAAAACGCUAGAGAGACGUUUGCAAGAGGACAAGAGCAAUUUAUAGAUUCCCUAGAGCCUUAUACAGAAAUUUCAACAACCCUUUAAUUGGUUAUUUAUUCAUUCGCAAUAAUAUAUUAACAUACGUAGGUAUGUAGAAAAACACGUACAUAAAAUUAUUGUUUAUUUAGUUUUAAUUUAAUUUCAUGUAAAUUGUAUUUUCCUACUGUGAAAAAUUAGUAAUUACUAGAUCUUAAU
Agrilus planipennis (emerald ash borer) is the source of this 2955-nucleotide messenger RNA. RefSeq lists its product as uncharacterized. Lineage: Eukaryota; Metazoa; Arthropoda; Insecta; Coleoptera; Buprestidae. The coding region runs from base 352 to 2805 and encodes 817 amino acids. The record is from RefSeq and is a predicted model, not a curated record. The transcript has 9 exons.